Messenger RNA from Lacerta agilis (Sand lizard), 1278 nucleotides. RefSeq names its product lipase member M-like. Gene Ontology annotation, biological process: lipid metabolic process. Lineage: Eukaryota; Metazoa; Chordata; Lepidosauria; Squamata; Lacertidae. Gene Ontology annotation, molecular function: hydrolase activity, acting on ester bonds. Bases 73 to 1257 code for a protein of 394 amino acids. The transcript has 9 exons. The record is from RefSeq and is a predicted model, not a curated record.
AAAUCUUUUCCAUUAAGGACUCAUGUUUUCAGACUAGAGAUACUGUUGUUCUGUUUUAUACAUAGGUCCAAGAUGUGGCUGUUUUGGGGAGUGGCCUGCUUAGUCCAUCAGGCUCUGACAUCUGAAGAAUUCAGCAGCAGAAGACAUCAGAAUCCUCAAGAAUUUAUGACUAUUCCUGAAAUCAUUCAAUAUUGGGGAUACCCCAGUGAAGAGUAUACAAUCCUGACAGAGGAUGGCUAUUACCUGCAGGCAAACAGAAUUCCACAUGGAAUACAUCCUUCUGGGAAGACAGGGCCUAAGUCAGUUGCAUUAUUGGUACCUGGUGCCCUUUGUGAAGGCAGGAGCUGGAUUGCAAAUCUUCCUAGCAAUAGUCUGGGAUUUGUUCUAGCAGAUGCUGGUUAUGAUGUCUGGAUGAUAAAUAACAGGGGGACAUCCUGGUCUAGAAGACAUCAGCACGUCUCAGCAGACCAAGAAGAAUUUUGGAAUUUCAGCUUUCAUGAAACAGCAGUUUACGAUAUUCCAGCAACCAUAAACUUUAUUCUGCAGAAAACUAAACAAAAAGGCUUGUAUUAUAUUGGCCAUUCCCAGGGAGGUACAUUGGGUUUUAUUGCCUUUUCAACCAUGCCACAGCUUGCUCAAAAGGUUAAACUCUUCAUGGGUCUGGCUCCCGCCUACACAAUGGAAGGCAUUAAGGGACUCUUUUCUAUAAUUCUACGCCUUCCUGAAGAAUUGACAAGCCUUAUAUGCAGCAAUAAAGAAUACUGCUUUUUCUUUAACGAACUAACAGCCAUCGAUGCCAAGUUGUGCAGCUAUCCGGGGAUUGACAAAAUUUGCCUCCAAAUCAUGUCCUUAUUUCAAGGACGCAAUGAGAAAAACCUAAAUGUGAGUCGAGCAGAUGUGUAUCUUGGAAUUUACCCCGAUUUUACUUCUGUAAAAACUAUCAGACACUGGAGUCAGGUUGCUAAAACCAACCAAUUUAAGUAUUUUGAUCAUGGAUCAAAGAAUGAAGCUGUCUACAACAUGAGUACACCCCCAUUUUAUAAGAUAGAAGAUAUUAGUGUGCCAACUGCUGUGUGGAGUGGUGGACAUGACAUUGUUGUAACCACAGAGGAUACUGAAUGGCUGCUCCCUCGAAUCCCUCAUUUAGUUUUCUAUAAGAAUAUUCCUGAUUGGCAACAUACAGAUUUUAUCUGGGGUCUUGAUGCACCAAAACGGUUGUAUAAGGAUGUGCUUUGUCUGAUGCAAAAGUUCAAAUAAAGUCUUAAUGUGACGUCCAAA